UUGGGGAGUGUAGGAGUGCAUGAGAUUGGAAAAAGCAAGUGUGUCGAAACAAGCAGGCACAGAGCAGGCAGGACCCACCACGCAGCCCAGACACGGAGGUGUGUGUGCUUGUGGUUUUGGACUUGGCUGUUGACUUAGGGGCUUCUGAGUUGAGUGUACAAGUGGUUACAUCGACAAGAAAACAGCAAUUGCUGUCUCUACCAAGUCCUUCUCUUUCUUUGUAGCUUGCUUGAAGGUAUCUGCAGGAAAUUUUUUUUCCCUGAGAGAAAACAAAGCUGAAAGAAAGGCAAAAGCCAAGACAACUGGAGUGAUUCUAACUUCUAACACCUUAAGGACUUUUUUCCAUCCACCUUCAGGAGCAGACGACUACACUCACUAGAGAAACUCCAGCUCAUCACAACUGUCUCACCACAGCCUCCCAGCCAGAGAAAGAACAAGGGAAUCUGGGGAACCCACCAUUCCAGCCCCCUCCUUCCCCUGCCUUGGCUCCUGGCCCCUCCUCUGCAGGCGCCCCAUGGUACCCUCCACCCCCAGUGGGGCAGGAAGCGUGAAAAAUCUCACUAAUGGGUUUAUUUACUGUCAGACCAGCCGUGAUCUGUCAUUCCCUAGAACCGCUCUACUUGACACUCCUCAUAAUCGAGUGAGCUGCUCAGCUUAGUCUGAACUUUACUUUUACUACCUACUGAGACCAUCAUCACCUCUAGCCUUCCUCCCUGAGAAGGGAGUCCUUGAGUUGAAGUGCCUGUCCCUCAAACCAAUUGACUCCACUGAAACCAAGCAUAGUUGGGAAAACUCUGGUUGUCCCCAACAGAGGGGUGUGCUCUCUGCUUUCAAAGUGAGGCUUGUCUGAAGGAUCUGAAGACUGCUUUGGGAGAUUGAUUGGAGAACAAAAGAUGCGCCUCUGCCUGCUAGCCACCUUGGCAGCUCUGCUUUGGAGUCACGGCACACUCCUGGAAGGGGCUGAAGCCAAAAAAGCACGCAAGAGGCCAAAGGAGAUGACCCCGCAGCACACCGAAGUGUUCAACACAACAUUUUCCAACAGUGAAGAGGAGGAUGAGAGCACAAAGAUCAUAGAGAGCCAAAGAGUUGACCCACAUGGAUCAUGGAUGGAUUUUGUGAAGAGGCCGGUUGGCAAUUUCCCAGCAAAAUGCCGGAAAAGGAAGCGACCACUGCCAGGACCUCAAGGACCUCCUGGACCUCCGGGACCCCAGGGCCCGCCAGGGGCCCCUGGUGCAGAGGUCACUCAAGAGGUUUUGCUGAAGGAGUUUAAAGAAAUGAUCAAAGAAGCAACGGAGAGGAGGGCAUUGGUGGACAGGGCAAGCGGGCAGAGCCAACUUCCCACAACUCUGCUGGCACUGGAGGGUAUGGCGUCAUACAGGAGGAUCGAAGAGGCCUUCCACUGUAAGCUCAGAGGGCCUGUCGUGGUAGACAAGAAGACUCUGACUGAGCUGCAGAACUUCCAGACACCCCCUGCCAAAGGUGCCUUUCUCAGAGGGACGGGAAUGGAUCAGUCCACUGGCCGAUUUACAGCACCCAUCACAGGAAUUUAUCAGUUCUCUGCCAACGUCCAUAUUGACCACAGUGAGGUGAAAAGGAGUAAAAACCAACUCAGGGCCAGAGACAAUGUGAGAGUCCUGAUCUGCAUUGAGUCUCUCUGCCAUCGAUACACGUCUUUGGAAAUGAUCGUUGGUUUGGAGAGUAACAGCAAGAUAUUCACAGUGUAUGUUCAUGGAUUGCUGGAGCUCCAGGCUGGUCAGUAUACCUCCAUAUUUGUGGACAAUGCAGCAGGAGCUUCAAUCACGAUACAGAAUGGUUCGGAUUUCAUGGGCAUGCUGUUGGGAGUAUAGCCUCCCUUCAUUUUUCCUCCCACCUAAGACUGCUUUCUUUUGGACUGCCAUCAAACACUGAAUCAAAUAGUGGACAGCCAGAGGCAGCUAACUGCUCUGCAAAUGCUUCAGUCGAGAUGACUGAACCACUGCACUGACUGUGGCACAUCUGUUUUACGCCACCGUAAAAGACAGUCGGAUGCAACUCUCGUCACAGUUUGGAAUGAAAAGACAGUGUGGAUCUUUAAAUCAGCUGUAGGCAUGCUAAAAAAAUUAUGAAUAUUUUCAUAUGCAACAAAAGUUAUCUUUUGUUUUAUUGGGAUUUUAAGUAUAUGAUAUUGAACAGAAUUUAUUUUGUGAUACACACACACACACACACACACACACACACACACACACACACACACAUAUAUAUGUAUAAAAUCUACAGUAGAUGUAUACAAAGAUAUAUAAUAAGACAAAUGUUGCUUUGGAAAAUGACUCAUGUCUAUAAUACAGAUUCAUUAUUUGAAAAAUUGACUGCUAUUAGCAGAUGACAUAUAUUUUUCAACCUGAGUAAAGGUGCUGGCUAUGGACUCACUGAACCUGACAGAUCCUGUUGUCAUUAUAAUUUCUAAUGUAUACACCUCUGCUUUGUUGGCUUCUAAUGCUCACACAGUAGAUAACACACCAUAACACCCUGCACGAGGAAAAUGAAUCAUGUGAUUGCUCAUAAUGAACACAUUUACCAGCUUGCAAAAGGGCAAAACCUGGAGGCAAUCAAGCGCACCAUAAAAAGCAAUGAUUCUGACUCUGUUUAUUCGUUAUGCCCACUUGAAAACACUUCCAGAUUUGAGCUAGGGUCCUUGGAAUGUAUGUAGGCACUUGGGAAGAGGUGCCUUCAUGACAAAUGAGACAUGUUCGAGAUUCCUGCUGCACUCUUUUCUUGUUUUUGGAUGUGACACAACAACGUUACCAAUGAGCCGUCUCCAUUUUUUGUGCUUGUUGUGGAAAAGCUGAUUCUUUUAUAGCAGACAAAUAUAUGAGUACAGAUACAAUUGUUUAAAGUAUUUAUGUGAGUAUUAGGAUAUCAAUAUGAGAGAGUUCAUAAAUAAUGUGAAUAAGACACCAUUUUAAGCAGAUUUACUCUUCAGGAGUUUGUACUGUAGCAUGGAGCUUGAACAUUUUGACAUUCAAUAAAUGUAAGUAAUAU
Molecule: messenger RNA, 3018 nt
Organism: Neoarius graeffei (lesser salmon catfish)
Lineage: Eukaryota; Metazoa; Chordata; Actinopteri; Siluriformes; Ariidae
Gene: c1qtnf12
Product: C1q and TNF related 12
Exons: 8
Coding region: 894-1847 (317 amino acids)
Molecular function (GO): hormone activity
Source: RefSeq, a predicted model, not a curated record